UACAUAUAUAUUGAUUAUUAUCCCUUUGGAUUUUCAAAAUACCUAUAUUGUUUUAUGUUCAAGGUUGAUAUUUUAUUGAAUGAAUUCUGAAGGUAACAACUUAUAUUUUGUCCUUCGAACAAAUUAGGUUUUACUGCAGUCGCACCCCAGGGUAGCAGUAAUUUAUUCUACCCCCUCCCCCUUGGUAUUAAAUCGCUUUUUUCUUCACCCGUAGGUGGCAUAAGGCUUUGUUUUGAUGCAUUAGGGACGGCAGCUAUGUUACUGCUUACAAUCCCAGAAGGCAGCACCUAUUUUCAUGCUGAUAAUUCCAAAGGGCAGCAGAUAAAUGUUUAAAAAGAGACCCUCUAUUCUGAGGAAAAAGUGAUUUUAUUUAAAUUUCCUGACAUGUUUUUGAAUCUUUCUCCAAGAGGGUGCUGGAUACUUUUGAGCUUAUGCAGUAUUUUCCGGAAUUCCAUUCUCGACUCAAGUUACAAACAACCCAUUUAAAACCCCACAUGGGGAAUUGCCAGUUUGUCGAACUGGCAAGAUAGUUCUAAUAAACAUUUCAGAUUUUAAGAAUUACUUUAGAAAGUUGAACAUGUACGCAGAUGCCAUGCUGAGUGAGGAACAGUGUGCAGAUGUGUCUGCCUAUAAUGAGAUCCUGAAGGAGAUGCUGUACCCGGCAUUACUGUAUGUAUGGUGGCUGAGCGAGCGCAACUACGAGGGUCUCACCCGCCCGUGGUACGCCCGGGCUCUGCCCUUCCCUCUGCACUUCUACUACCCGCAGCGAUACCAUGCAGACGCUCGUGCCAAGCUGGAGGCUCUGGGUGCCGCCUCGGAGGAUGCGGUGUACUCGGAGGCCAAGAAGUGUCUCACCAUGCUGUCCCACCGGCUGGGAGACAAACAGUUCCUGUUCGGAAACCACCCGUCCUCACUGGAUGCCACCUUGUACGCGCACUUGGCACCACUCCUGAAGGCUCCUUUCCCUGAAGCCAAGCUGCAGAACCACCUGAAAGGAUGCACCAACCUCGUCAAGUUCAUUGAGCGAGUGUCCCAGAGAUAUUUCACAGAUGCCUGGUAUGGUUACUUGAGCAACCCUUCGCCGAAGCAGACAGAGCGGGACAGAGAUACAGGACAGUGCAGCUCUGAGUCCGAACUGUUCAGCCCAUACAAGAACACUGUGUUUGCCGGGCUGUUUGCAACUGUGGCCAUGUUACUCUAUGCUUUCGGCAAAGGAAUUAUACAGGUGAGCACAGAGCAGGACGACAACCCGGCCAGCUACGAAGAUUUGCCCGAAGAGUCGGCAGAACCUGAGCGCUAAUGGGCUCUUCCGUAGUCUCAACUACGCUUGUACCUCUCAAACAAGGCUGUUUUGUUUGCUCAAGAUGAGUGAUUAUACAUAUGCUUUUAGUUAACAGUUGUCCUUUGCAAUCUGGUCUUAAUUUAGAAUUAUGAUGCUGCAUCAUGCUUUUUUAAAAUUACCUUACAGAGAGGGUAGACCCUAAUUUUCUAGAUCUCAAGCAGUGAAAUUGCUUUUUUUUUUUUUUAUUUAUUUAUUUAUUUACAAAGGGGUGAAAAAAAAUACAACUAGUAAGUCUACAAUAUCAGGUUGAACAAUAAACAUAUAAUUUUUAGUAGAUUUAAGAAGUAUUUUUUGUUCAAAUUUAUUUCUGUGUGGUAGGACUUUUUAUAUAUAUUUAUAUUUAUUGUUAUAGUCCAUUCAUAUAAGACAUGUACUAAAAUACCAAAUGUCAUGAAAUUCUGUCAGUACUCACAUAAAAUGCUUUGAAAAAAAAAUCUUAUUCUUAGGAAAGUUAACCAAACUUGAAAAAAGAUCAUGUGAUGUAUGUUCGUUAAUUUCUCCAGUCCACGAGAAAUUGAUUUCUGUGAAUUUCAUUUCCAUCUUACCAUUACUAUUGUGGCAAUUUUCAGUGUUUGUGGUAUAGUUUUGCAGUGUUCUAUUCCUGUUGUGACCUGUUUGUAAUAUAUAGAUAUGCAUAUUCUAAUUUCAAAUGUUUUAAUGUUUUAAAUGGUUUCUUUAGUAUUUAAAUUUAAUUAACUAAUUCUUAUAAAAAAAAAAUUAAGGAUUAUAAUAUGAAUUCAAACUUCUGUAUCUUUGUCAUAAAGGAAUUCAUAUUCAAAAGAAAAGAAAAAAAGUUUCUUGUGUGGAGGUAAUAUCUUGUGUUAGUUACUUUUUUGACACUGGGACUUAGCAGUUUGUUCUUGGUGUGGUGGUUAUAAAGUGUGUGCUGUAUGAAGUUUUUAAGGUGCCAUUCUUGCAGAUUUAGUUUCUAAAGGAAAGAUUAAAUUAAAGUUUUGAUUAAUAA
Bacillus rossius redtenbacheri is the source of this 2306-nucleotide messenger RNA. Its product is annotated as metaxin-1. Gene Ontology annotation, cellular component: cytoplasm; SAM complex. The transcript has 7 exons. The record is from RefSeq and is a predicted model, not a curated record. Gene Ontology annotation, biological process: mitochondrion organization. Lineage: Eukaryota; Metazoa; Arthropoda; Insecta; Phasmatodea; Bacillidae. The coding region runs from base 578 to 1300 and encodes 240 amino acids.